Messenger RNA from Thunnus maccoyii (southern bluefin tuna), 1414 nucleotides. RefSeq names its product retinol binding protein 4, plasma (gene rbp4). The record is from RefSeq and is a predicted model, not a curated record. The transcript is spliced from 6 exons. Bases 119 to 697 code for a protein of 192 amino acids. NCBI's taxonomy places the organism in Eukaryota, Metazoa, Chordata, Actinopteri, Scombriformes, Scombridae. Gene Ontology annotation, biological process: retinol transport. Gene Ontology annotation, molecular function: retinol binding; retinol transmembrane transporter activity.
GAGAGCAGGGGAGGUUCAGGUCUCCAGAAGUCAUUAUGCAACAGCAGCCAACUGUAUAUAAGGCCAAACCUGACAGAAAGGAUCUCUGUGAGCUGCCCACUUCUUUUUGGUAACAAGAAUGCUGCGGUACGUUGUAGCCCUCUGUCUCCUGGCUUUGGCCUGGGCACAGGACUGCCAGGUGGCCAACUUCCAGGUCAUGCAGGACUUUGACAGGUCCAGGUAUGCAGGGACAUGGUAUGCCGUAGCAAAGAAGGACCCAGAGGGUUUGUUCUUAAUUGACAACAUCGUGGCUCAGUUUAUUGUCGGAGAAGAUGGCAAAAUGACCGCCACAGCUAAGGGCAGAGUCAUCAUUCUCAACAACUGGGAAAUGUGUGCUGACAUGCUUGCCACCUUUGAAGAGACCCCUGACCCUGCCAAGUUCAGGAUGAAGUACUGGGGAGUUUCAUCCUACCUGCAAACUGGAAAUGAUGACCACUGGGUGAUUGACACCGACUACGAUAACUACGCCAUCCACUACUCCUGCAGACUAAUAGAUGCUGAUGGCACUUGCCUGGACAGCUACUCCUUUAUCUUCUCCCGUCAUCCGACCGGUCUGAGGGCGGAGGACCAGCGCAUUGUCACCCAGAAGAAGAUGGAUCUCUGCCUGCUGGGCAAAUACAGACGCGUCGCACACAACGGCUUCUGCGAGACCAGUUGAUCUAUUUACACUCAGGAACUUUCUUUGUGUGGCACCCACCAACAGGACUCUGUGCCCCUCUGCUGGUCUUGGUCCAGAGCUCCUUCUUCUUUGUCUCCCCUUCUGUCUCUGUCUGUCUAAACAGAGAAAGCAGCCCAUUCUUCUUUAGAAAUAAACAAAAAAUGGCAAUCUGUAGACUCACAUUCAUAUGACUAUACUGUAAAUAGAAGGGAAAGCUGACUGUUUAUGUUUCUAAAUUCUUCCAUUAGUGAAGUGGGUUAAUAUGUUAGUCUUAUCCUAAACAACUGUCAUGUAUUGUGUUUUCUAAUAGGAGCUUCAGUGUAGAGUAAAACAACUUCUCACCAUUUUACAAUUCCUGAUGGAAACUAGUGGAACUUGCUCUCUGGUUUCAUCGAGGAAACAAGACAUAUCAGAUCACUGAAAAACUUUAGGCCAACAUGACAAGUAAUCAGUUGUGAAGAUGAAGCUAAACUUUCAGCAGUGCUGCAGCUCUGGAGUGUAACCACCAUGUUUACUAAAAAAAAAAAACAGAUUCCCAUGUCACUGGCUUUGCCUUUACACUGAAGAUACAGUAUUUUGUAGCACAAAAGUAGAUAUUGUUAAUAAACCUUAAUACAUACAUAUUAAGUCAUGUGCUAUACAGACAUAGCAGUUUGGUUGUUUCUUGAUUUUAUGAUGUAUACUUGAUCCAGUUUUUCAAAUAAAACAUUCAUACCA